AAAUGCAUUUACACCUUGAAUUGCCUGAGGGUGUAUGAAUAAAAAAAGCAAAUUUUAAUUUUCUGGUGAACUAUUCCUUUAAGGCAAAUCUCAAAGAUCCAUAUUAUAGCAAAAUAAAAAUGCUGAUCAGUACAAAUCUGCUACACACAACCCUAAAACACACCCAACUGCAUCACCCUUGAGAAAAUUAUAUAAAACCUGGUCUUACAACACCUCCGAAUUUACAAUUGUAGGUAAUGUUCAUCAGGUCAAUGUACUGUUUCAAUUUACCUGAAAGUGUUUGAUCAUUUAUUUUACUAUUUACAAACUGUUUGAGAGACACACACACACAUAGCUGCUUAAAGAAAGCAAAAUGGCCUUGCCAUGAUAGGAGUAAAGGAGCCAGUGGCCUGACAGUUUUUUGUUCUAAAAUAGCUUGUUGAUUAAUGACCAUGUCAUUUUCUAUAUGGGGAAAAAAGGAUAGGGAGUCAGGGGCACCGAAGGGCAGGGAGAUAAGGCGUCUGACUGCCCUCAAGUGACUAGCCACAAUUCCUUUCCACUCAAUAUCAUAGAUUUUUAAUGUAUAAUCAAAGCGGUGCAAUCUUUGGGGCAUUUAUGGCACUGAGGUCGAUGAUGUGUGGAACACAACUGCACCUCUGGGGGAAAUGCACUCUUGCUUUUUUCCUUUGCUUGCAACAUCUUGAAAAACAUGUUACUCAGCAAAGAGUCUGAUUUACGGAUAUUGAACCAGUUGCCAUUUUUUUAAGCCACUGACAUCAGUAUUAUUAUUGCUUUGAAAAAAGAACAGUUUGUCUAAGAAUUUGCAAAAUGUUCUGUUUGUAUAUAUUUUAUUAAUAAAGUUUUUUUGUAUUGUUUUGGCUACACAUGUACCUUAAUAGGUUUGUUUUUGGCUCUGAAAUUCUGUCCUCUGUCUCAUAGAUGACUCGUGUCUCCUUUAAUAAAGCAUUGAUUACGGGGAAGGUGACAUGAGAAUUAGGAUACAGAGGAGGUAUCAUGUGGCCUAUAUGCUUCCUCAGUUGCAUAGUGGCACAAAAGAAUCUCAUGUUGCCCCUUCAUCCAUAUCUCCAAUCAAACUUGGCUUGUUUUGGACCUUUGGUUUAAUCUCAAGGGACUUUAGAAGCUGUCCACAAAAAGCUAUUGUAUCUUACUUAAUUAUAACCUCAGAAAUGAUCUGACCUGUCUGGUGCCAGGUGCAAUGAAGUGUGCAAAAGCUUGCAUGCCAUGAGUCCCAUUGGAUAAGGAAAAGAAACACUAGAUGGCCAUCGUGAUCGGAUAAGUGGAAAAUAAAAAAAAAGUUUUUCCCUCCCCUCUUGGUUUCUGAGACUUCUGGGUACCCUAAAAAGGUAGCAAUAUGAGCCCCAAGGCUUUUUUUUUUUUUUUUUUUUUUUUUUUACUUUACUUCCCAUACCACCUCUGUGAGUCUGAGCCCAUUUAGAAGCUUACUGUUCAAAGUCAGCAUGGAUCAUCCAGGAGGACACCUUGCUGUGGUUCUUUUCCUACUGGUUCUGGUUUCUAUGUCCACUGAAAACAACAUUAUCAGGUGGUGCACAGUGUCUGAUGCUGAAGAGCAAAAGUGUCUGGAUCUAGCUGGGAAUGCCACAGCCAGGAACAUCCGCGGACAGCUCCUCUGUGUGAGGGGCCAAAGUCCCACUGACUGCAUGAAGCAAAUUAAGAAUGGCACUGCAGAUGCCUCUACUAUGUAUGCGGAUGAGAUCUACACAGCUGGAUUUUGCUAUGGCUUAGAUGUGGCUGUGGGAGAGUCUUAUAAUGGUGUGGAUGGCAUUAAUUAUUACGUGGUUGCACUGGCACGCACAUCAUCCAGUGAUCUGUCAUUACUGGAGAUGCACGAACGCAGCUCCUGUCACCCAGGGAUGCGGACUACAGUGGGCUGGACUGUCCCCAUCGGCUUCCUGGUCAACACAUCGCAGAUCAGUGUGGAUGUGCAGUGCAACUUUCCCCAUGCGGUAGGAGAAUUCUUUGGGUACAGCUGUGUCCCUGGAGUAAAGGACCCAGAACAUGAUCCCAAAGGAAAUAACCCAAGGAACCUGUGUGAGGCCUGCAUUGGGGAUGAGAACGACCACCACAUCUGCGCCAAUAACCCUCGUGAACGGCACUUCGGGGAGGCUGGAGCUCUUAGGUGUGUGGCCGAGAAUCUCGGGGAUGUUGCUUUUGUUAAGCACACUACAGUCUUCGACAACAUAGAGGGUAAGAACCAGGAGUCCUGGGCGUUGGACCUGGAGCUGGAAGACUUGAAGCUCUUGUGUCCUGACGGGAGAGAAGCUAACCUGUUCCAACAUGAGAGCUGCCACCUGGCUGUGGUGCCAACCAAUGCUGUGGUAGUGCGUUUGGAGGACAAAUGCCGCGUUUACAAGUUCUUGGAACGUGUACAGAACGCAUUUGCUAAUGCCACUGAAGGAUUCUCUCUGUUCAGCUCGGUGAAUUAUGGGCAACCUGAUGUGCUGUUCAGCGAUUCCACCAAAAAGCUGCUGCGUGUUAUGGGGACCUACAUGUCCUGGUUGGGGCCCAGUUACACCACCAUACUGAAGGCUUUUGAGUGUGAAGGUUUGUGUUAAUCUGAUGAGGAAAGAGGAAACUAUAGAUCUCCCCUCCGUCCUUCUCACACUAUCUCUAAAGCAUUCUGUGUUAAGUGUGUUACUCUCGUAUAUGGGCUGAAAGCCAACUGUCGCCUGUACUUUGUAGUACUGCUAUUACUGUUCUGUUCUCACAGUGUUUGUAUGGCUUCAUAUAUCACAUUUACUUGAUAUUACACCUCUUUGGGUCUUUGCCACUAAAGCUAGGUUCCUGCCAUGUGAAAAAUACAAAAAUAUACACUAAAACGUCUAAUCUUCUAUGCAGAAAAGCAUUGCAGGGGAACACACAGCAAACCAUGAAGGGAUUCUGCCUUGACCAUUGUUAGUAAAUCCAAAUAAAUUCAUUACAAACCAACUGAUGGAUGCAAAAUACACAUUUUGCCUUCGGAGCCAAAGCAUACUUUAUGCAAGUACACGAACGCAAAUGCUUUUUGUUAAAUAACUUUGAAAAAAAUUGUGUUGUGCACUGUAGCAAUAAUUUGUCUUCUACAGCAAGCUUUUUCUCUCUCAGAUCAACAACUGUUACAUACCUGAAUAAUAUUACAUCUGUUUUAAUGGCACAGACAUUUGAAGUUAACUGUUGUUCCUUUAGAUGCUGAGUAUUUUUACAGCCACAAUGCAAGGACACACAUCCAGUACACUGCAAAAAAAUUAUUUCUUAUUAUUUCUGUCCUUUUUCCAUAACAAAAAUAUCUAAAAAAAUCCAAUACAUGAUAAAUUUACUUGAGAAGAAAAAUUACUUGAGAUAUUAAGUCUUGUUUUCUGAAACAAUUGUCAAAAUUAAGUGUGUUUAAGUUUAACAUGUACCAAUGGAUAAGAAAAUUAAAGUUAAUUCAAAGAGAAACUAAGUUUAUUUUUCUUAAACCGUUGACAUUUAUGUUCUUGUUUUAAGCAUAAACUCACUUAUUUUGAUAACCCCCCCCCCAAACAUAAUAAUAAUUUUUUGCAGUGUACAUGUUCAUUUGCAUCUGAGUUUGCGUACUUGGACAUAGUAUGUUUCUGAUUCUAGUUUGACAAAGGCUUUUGACUUGAAAAUGUCAUAUUCUUUGUUUUGGUGUGAAGAUAUCAAAGAAUUAAAAAUGGGAAGAUAUAAGUUCAUAAUAGUUCCUAAUAUAUAAAGAUAAACAAAGCAACACAUGUGACAUUAAAGGCGGACAGACUUAUGGUUGGUUGUAACAUAACAGGUGCUUUAAAGGUGCUGUUUCCUGACCCUUCAGGAUAACAAAUUACCAACUUGAACUUCAGUGUAAAUAGUCAUGUCACUCUAAGAUUUAUAGAACCUUCUCUUAUUAAUAAAAAUCUAUGUUGACAAAC
Cyprinus carpio (common carp) is the source of this 3905-nucleotide messenger RNA. Its product is annotated as otolith matrix protein 1-like. Gene Ontology annotation, cellular component: recycling endosome; early endosome; plasma membrane. NCBI's taxonomy places the organism in Eukaryota, Metazoa, Chordata, Actinopteri, Cypriniformes, Cyprinidae. The record is from RefSeq and is a predicted model, not a curated record. Gene Ontology annotation, biological process: iron ion transport.